AUGCCUGGUAAAAUCGAGAAUGGCACCCCCAAAGAUCUCAAGUCUGAAGAUGACUUGGUUUCAGCAGCAAAGUCGCUACUGGACCGCGCCUUCAAGAGCCAUCAUGGCUAUUACGGUCUUUGUUCUACUAGCUGCCAGGUGUAUGACACCGCCUGGGUGGCCAUGAUACCCAAGACAACAGACAAUGUUAAGCAUUGGCUGUUUCCCGAGUGCUUUCACUAUCUACUCAAGACUCAGGCUGCUGAUGGCAGUUGGGGUUGUCUUCCGUCAACCCAGACUGCUGGCAUUCUAGGCACUGCUUCGGCUGUGCUUGCACUCAUUUCUCAUGUACGAGAGCCUUUGCAGAUACUAGACGUAUCCCCAGACGAGCUGAGUCUCAGGGUCAAGCAAGGAGUUGCUUCUCUGAAGAGACAGCUAACUGUCUGGAACGAUGUUGAGGAGACCAAUCAUAUUGGUGUCGAGCUGAUCGUCCCAGCUUUACUUGACAUGCUUGAGAAAGAGCUCGGCGAGUCAGCCUUCACGUUCCCUUGCAGAGAUGUCUUAGACAGGAUGCAUGAAGAGAAGCUCAGCCACUUUGACUCGGAGAAGGUUUAUGGCAAGCCGUCUUCAGUACUUCAUUCUCUUGAAGCCUUUCUUGGGAAGCUGGACUUUGAUCGUCUCUCCCACCAUCUUUACCGUGGCUCUAUGAUGGCCUCACCUUCUUCCACGGCUGCCUACCUCAUUGGUGCAAGCAAGUGGGACGACGAGGCUGAAGAUUACCUGAGACAUGUCAUGAGGAAUGGUGCUGGCCAUGGAGAUGGUGGUAUCUCGGGGACCUUUCCAACGACGCAUUUCGAAUGCAGCUGGGGUGGCUUCACUGUCAAGCACAUCGAUGGUGAUGGCUUGCGCGGCUUAUCAACUAUACUUGUCAAUGCGUUGAGGGACGAGAAAGGGGUGAUUGGCUUUGCACCCCAUACAGCUGAUGUCGAUGACACGGCAAAAGCGCUUCUGGCAUUGAGGCUCGUCGAUCAACAUGCUAGCCCAGAUAUCAUGAUCAAGGUCUUUGAGGGGAAAAGCCACUUCACCACAUUUGGGUUGGAACGCGAUCCCAGCUUGACUUCCAACCUCCACGUGUUGCUAAGUCUCCUGAAGCAGCCCAACUUAUCCAAAUAUUAUCCCCAAAUCUUGAAGACCACCUUGUUUAUCUGCCAAUGGUGGUGGGACAGCGACCAUCACGUCAAAGACAAAUGGAAUUUGAGUUACCUUUAUCCUACUAUGCUUCUGGUGGAAGCUUUCACGGAGGUACUUCAUCUCAUCGAUGACGGCAACCUUUCUGGUGUUCUUGACGAUGACCUCGGGUGCAAGAUUGGCCUGUCAGUCUUCCAGGCUGUCAUACGUAUCGUCCUCAAUCAAGACGAUGAUGGAUCUUGGAAAGGAUACCGUGAGCAAACAUGCUACGCCAUUCUGGCUCUUGCACAGGCACGCCAGAUCUGCUUCUUCACUCAUAUGGAGCAUAUUAUACAAAAUUGCAUCGACCGCGGCGUUUCGUGGCUCAAGACGAGCAAUUUUCGUUCUCAGGACCUUACUUGGACGUCAAAGACGGCAUACGAAGUUGGAUUCGUUGCUGAAGCGUACAAGCUAGCAGCCCUGAAGUCAGCAAGCUUGGAGGUACCCGCCGCUACUGUCGGUCAUAGCCUCACCUCAGCAGUACCUUCAUCUGAUUUGGAGCGAUACAUGCGGCUUGUACGUAAGACUGCUUUGUUUUCGUCGCUGGAUGAGUGGGAAGUCAGAGCGUCGAUCAUUGAGUCUUCGUUCUUCGUGCCCCUUUUACGAACCCAGCGCGUUGAAAUCUACCCGAGGGACAAGAUGAAGGUCGAUGACGACAAAUAUCUAAGCAUUAUUCCUUUCACUUGGAUCGGAUGCAACAACAGAAGUCGCACCUUUGCAUCUAACAGGUGGCUCUAUGACAUGAUGUACCUGUCUCUUCUGGGCUAUCAGACCGAUGAGUACAUGGAAGCUGUCGCUGGGCCGGCCUUCGGUAAUAUCUCUCUUCUUCAUCAGACGAUCGACAAGAUCAUAGACAACACCAGCGUGAACUCUGCCGGGACCAAUGGGACCGCGCGCAAUGGAAAUGGUCAUCAGCACAAGCCAACAAGCAUUAUUCAAGUUGAGGAUACUCUCACUCGUUUCAUCAACAGCGUCCUCAACCAUAAAGAUGUUCUGAGAUCAAGCUCUUUCGAUCAAGACACUCUUCGCCAGGAGCUCAAAACAUUCAUGCACGCCCAUGCCACACAGGUAGAGGACAACAGUCGCUUCUCACAACAGGCCUCUAGCGACGUUUUCUCUUCCUCAGAGCAGUCAUACUUCCAGUGGGUGAACAGCACAGGAGGCAGCCACGUCGCUUGUGCAUACUCAUUCGCCUUCUCAAACUGCCUAGUGUCAGCGAGUCUGCUCCAAGGCAGAGACGCAUUUCCCUCCGUCACUCAGAAGUAUCUUAUCUCCUCUAUCAUGCGCCACGCUACAAACAUGUGUCGUAUUUACAACGACUUUGGCUCUAAAGCUCGCGACGAUGCAGAGCGGAAUGUCAACUCUAUGCACUUCCCUGAGUUUGGGGUGUGCAAAGGAACGUCACAGAGUCUUGAAGACAGAAAGAAGAGGCUUUCGGAGAUAGCUAGGUAUGAGCAGGGUUGUCUUGACCGUGCUUUGGAAGCUCUGGAGAAGCAGUCUUGGGAUGAUGUAGGAGAUUGUGCUGGUUCUGCGGAGGGGAGAAAGCUUAAGAUUAUGAAGCUAUUCUGUGAUGUUACGGAUUUGUAUGAUCAGCUUUAUGUGAUCAAGGACCUUUCAAGCAGCAUGAAGUGA
Molecule: messenger RNA, 2838 nt
Organism: Fusarium subglutinans
Lineage: Eukaryota; Fungi; Ascomycota; Sordariomycetes; Hypocreales; Nectriaceae
Product: ent-kaur-16-ene synthase
Exons: 5
Coding region: 1-2838 (945 amino acids)
Biological process (GO): diterpenoid biosynthetic process
Molecular function (GO): terpene synthase activity; magnesium ion binding
Source: RefSeq, a predicted model, not a curated record